CUUGACACACUUGACAUUUGAGGGUCGGUCAGCAUGUGUAUCUUAAAUUUGAAAAUGUUUUUUAUAUAAAAAUUGACUUUUUUGAAAUAGCAGUCUUUAGCAAAUGAUAAAGAAAUGUCUACAAAUGAUUCUACGCAAGAUUUAGAAGUGCCGAUAGAUUACGAUGAUCGUGCACAUAGAAUAACUCCUUUACAGCAAGCCGCUGCCUCAUGUACAGGAGCAAUUAUUACAUCAUUAUUUGUUACACCAUUAGAUGUGGUUAAAAUCCGGUUGCAAGCUCAACAAAAAAUAUCACCAGGCCAGACGAAAUGCUUUUUGUACUGUAACGGAUUAAUGGAUCACUUUUGUAGCUGCAGUCCUGAUGACCCCAAUAGUAGAUGGUUGCAGCGACCUAGUCAUUUCAACGGCACAAUUGAUGCUUUUAUUAAAAUUAGUCGAAAUGAAGGAAUUUUAUCGUUAUGGAGUGGCCUCAGUCCAACUUUAGUAUUAGCUUUGCCGGCAACUAUAGUUUAUUUUGUAGUAUACGAACAAUUAAAGAAUCAUUUUAAAGAUAAAUAUAGAGAAAAAAUUAAAAACGUUAACGUCUAUCAAAUUCAAACGCCAUUAUGGAUACCUUUAGUUUCUGGAGGUGCGGCUAGGAUAAUAUCCGUAUCUCUAGUUAGCCCAUUGGAAUUAUUCCGUACUAAAAUGCAGUCUCAGAAACUGAGCUAUUUAGAAUUGAAUCAGGCUUUAAAAACCCUAGUGAAACAAGAUGGAUUGAUUGGUUUGUGGAGAGGAAUAUUUCCAACUUUAUAUAGGGAUGUUCCAUUUUCUGCUAUUUAUUGGAUGAAUUACGAAACAAUUAAAUCAAUUAUGGGUGUUACGGACAGUAAACCUUCAUUUUGGGUCAGUUUUUGUGCUGGUGCUUUUGCCGGUACGGUUGCAGCAUCUGUAACUACCCCUUUCGAUGUCGUUAAAACACAUCAACAAAUUGAAUUUGGUGAAACAAAUUUGUACAACGCUGGUGAUAAAACAAAAAAGAAUCGUUCAACCAUCGACGUUAUACGUCAGAUAAAGGCCAAACAUGGCGUCAAAGGACUUUUCACGGGAUUAGCACCGAGACUUAUAAAAGUAGCACCUGCUUGUGCCAUAAUGAUAUCGACAUUCGAAUACGGAAAAGUUUUUUUCAAUAAAUUAGGUCACCAACAUGAUGAAGGGUCAGAUGUUACACAUACACCCAGUUAUGUUUCUAGUGACGAAAGGUAAAAUUAUAGAAAAUCAGUUUCAUCGUGAAAAUGGUAUAUCUGAAGCAUGUACCAAAGAAUGCAAAGAAUUCUUACAAAAUCUGUGAUAUUAGAUUCUUUAUUAAUGAAUCAUUAAACGACUUUUUGGAAUUUGUUGUAAUCGUACAGAUAGUUUUUAAGAUAAUACAUAUCUUAUUCUAAAAAAGUCAAAAAUAAAAUGAUAUAUUAUCCAUCUUAA
Messenger RNA from Diorhabda carinulata, 1461 nucleotides. Its product is annotated as probable mitochondrial glutathione transporter SLC25A40. Lineage: Eukaryota; Metazoa; Arthropoda; Insecta; Coleoptera; Chrysomelidae. The coding region runs from base 115 to 1245 and encodes 376 amino acids. The transcript is spliced from 7 exons. The record is from RefSeq and is a predicted model, not a curated record. Gene Ontology annotation, biological process: mitochondrial transmembrane transport.